GCAGUCGGAGCUUGCAUGACUUUUCGCUGUUCCCCUUCGGCAUUCUCGGACUACAAUCCCACAAUCCCUUUGGGUCGGGAUGCCCAUGGCGAGGAGCGAUGACUGAGGAGUUUGAUGAAGAAGUGGUGUUCGAGAAUUCUCCGUUGUUCCAGUACUUGCAGGAUCUAGGCCACACAGACUUCGAGGCAUGUCCGUCGCUUUCACAGGAGGAAGAACGGUGCCCCGAAGGGGAGGAGGGGCACCCCCAGCAGGAUGCCCCCCCCUCGCCCAGAGAAAGCCUAUUCUGGAGACUGGCUGAUGCCGUGAGAAAGCUGAACCCCUUCCACCAAGGUGUCAUGUCUGACAGUCUGGAGCAACAGCUGGACGUGGCUUUUCAGCAGUACUCGCUGCGCACCAUUCUGGAACAGGACGUGCUCCUCCAGGAAGAUGUGGAGCUCAUCGAGCUGCUGGACCCCAGCAUCCUUACCACGGGCUCGUCGUCUUCCUCCCCCAGCCGUCCUCAUACUGUUGCCCCACGUUUCCUCGCCACACCUUCCCUCUGGGAUGUGUCCGUGCUUGUGGGCUUCGUAGCUGUGCUGAUGGGCCUACUGGUGCUGGAGAACGGGCUGGGCCUGGCGGCGUCGCUGUCCCUGCUGAUGCUCCUGGGGGCCCUGGCUGUGCUGCGGGGGCGGAGCCUGUGGCAGGCAACAUGUCUGCAGAAGACCAUGUGUCUCCAGCAGGAGAAGCUGGAACAGCUGGCCAUCAGCAGCCGCACCCUGACCAGCCUGGCACGCAAGUCGCUGCGGCUCAUCCAGGAGACGGAGGUCAUUUCCCGCGGAUUCACGCUUUUGCUCGACAGGGUCAGUGCGGCCUGUCCCUUUAAGAAGGCCGGGCAGCCUCGCGGCCAGCAGCUGCUGGGCCUGAGGAAAGCCUUCUACAAAGCCGUGAGAGCCGCCUUCCGCGCUGCCCGCCUGGCCACCUGCCACAUGCUCAAGUCGUACCCCUUGACCCUGGAGAUUGACAACGUGACAAACUACGUUUCUACGGUGCCGCUGAGGGAGCUGGGCCUAGGCCUGGGGGAGGAGCCUCUGUCUGACGAACAGGCGCAGGAACUGACUGACGACUACAGCCUCCCUGCCCUCAAGGUGCUCUUCCAGCUGUGGGUCAGCCAGAGCUCCGAGUUCUUCCGUCGCCUAGCGCUACUUCUGUCGCCUGGCCGGGAGGAGGAGCCACCCUGGCGUGCCAGCAGGGGGCUGGCGUACCGGGCCAUCAACAGGCUGACGGAGCCACUGCAUGGGGUGCUGUCCCGCAGCCUGGGCGACCUGCAGCGCAGCUACGACUUCCACCGCUACUUCGAGAUGCAGCUGCAGGCGCACAGCUCCGAUCGGGUUGGCCGCGCCCGCCAGAAGUGCUGUGAGCUUAACAGCCUGCACACGUCCGUCCGGAGCCUGCAGCUCCACCUCAAGGCCCUUCUCAACGAAGUGAUAAUACUGGAGGACGAGCUGGAAAAACUGAUGGUUUCCCGGGAGACGAUGGAGAUGACCCGGGUGGGCUACCAGGAGCUUCAGGACAGGCUGCGUUUCCUGCAGCCCCACAUGCAGGCCAGCGCGAGCUGCUGGGAGGAGACGGUGGCACAGGUGGAGCGAAUGCUGUGCCGAGCGACCAACUGCCCAGGAACCCCCGAGUCUCCAGAGGAGAGGACCUUCACCCUCCUGGCCCCCCCGCCACGCCCGAUCACCCUCAUCCAGGACCAAGACCCCGUCCCCGAGGAGCAGGAGCUGGAGGCGUAUGCCUCGGACUCGGACUCAGACGGGGAGUGGCGGUGCUCCGCCUCAGACCGGCUGACCUCGGAGGAGCGAGAUCAGCAAAGGCGAGAGCAGGAGUCGUCGCGGCGUGUCCUGCUGGAGCUGAAGUCCGUGCUGGGCCUGCGCGCCUCUGACGUCGAGCGGCAGAAGUGGAAACAGCUGCUCUUCAGCGAUCGAGCUGCCCUGAUGCCUAUAGCACCUGCAACAUUGAUGGAACCCUGCGGGUAUGUGGACCCUUCCCCUCUGGACCCAGGGGGCGGGGUCAGAAACAAUGUGGAGGGUGAGAAUCGGGCACCAGAGCAGGACACAGAAGAAUCAGAUCCCUUACCUACGAGGGCAGAGACAGAGUUCUGCUGUGGACAGUCGGAGGUGGGAGAGGACAAGGCCUGCGCAGGUAUUCCUGAUGACAAAGGAGAGACCGUCCAUUACCAGUAUGAUGGAACUGAGGGGGAGGGAGACGGGGAGGGAGGAACAGGGCGCCCCCUGGUGGGGAGACCACCCACACUCUCCGUGAUGGACAGACUUUCAGAGAUACACGGCACGGCCACCCUCAGCUUCAGCUCCGCCCUCGCAGCCCAAGUGGCGGCCCGGUCUCACUCUUUCACCACCAUGGAGGAGCAGACAUUCGGAGAUGAAGAUGAUCAGGAAGAAGAUAGGAUGACCUCGUAUACUUUGGUACAGAAGCAAGACAAACAGGAAGAGGACUAGACAACUCACAGGUCUGCUUUAUCAAAAAUCAGUGUAGGCAAGGAUAUUUAUUUGAGGAUUUUUCUGUUAUUUAUUGAAAUUCUCCUUAACAAAUACCCAAUUUUUAGUUUUUUUUUGUGACGUGUUGAAAUGUGUAUGUAGUUUUGUUUUAUCCUUUCAGAGUUACUGUAUUUUUGUAAAAGUUUACUUGGUUGUCGUCACGAGUCAUUACUUCUAAAUCAACCAUUCAUCGCUCUCCCUUCCCACAAUUCCCCUGGGCAGCUACCACCAGAGAGAGAGAGAGAGACCCGUGAAAGCACUCUCCACUCCCGCUCAGGGAUUCUGCUUCAGUGUAGGGUUCACUCAGUCCGGACCCUAACCCAAACCGGUCGUCAUGCCCUGGGUGGAAUCCUUUGCCUUUCCUGAAGGAUUUGGGGGCCAUAUUUCUAUACUUUGCUGGCUAUUCAGAGACUCUGUUUAUGGUGCAAAUGUUUCUCCUAGGAAUUCCACAGGCCAGUGCUGAGGGGAUAUUAGAGGAUUCAAAUUUUAAACAUUUCUGCUUUUUAAUGUGCUAAUUUUGGGGUUAACCCCCAAAGUAACAGCUGGAUGGAUUCCCCUCCAUGGUCUGCCAAUUCAUUCAGGUAGCCUUGCUAAUUGAGGAAGGGAAGGGGGUUGUUCAGGUUCAUAUAUAGUAGCAGUUUGGGUCGUGGAAGGAGGGGGAAGGAGAAUGUUAAUGUGUUUACAAUCCAUGGAAAAUUCUCAGGUACAUUUUCUCCUCUGCAAGCCGUGCUCCGAAUGUAAAGAUGUUACUAAGCGCGUGAAUGUGUCUUAUUGUCUCUUGGCAGAGGGCGCCCUAUACUUAUUGUAGUGGCAUUUUAUGAGCUGAUUCACCAAAUGUGCAAUCAAAAAAAAAAAAAAAGUUUUUUUCCCCCUCUUUAAAAAUGUGCCCCAUGUGGUUUGGCAUGCUGUUGGGCCUGCACGGCGCUCCAGGGCCAUCUCACUCACGCUUUCCUCUACAGCUGUGAGGGCCCCGCUCUCCUUUAUGAAGUUUACCGGCAAGUCUGACGGGUCGUCACAUGGGACCUUCAGAUAUCGGGUGAAUGCUUACAGUGACAGUCUGGGGUUUCAGUGGGUGGGGGGAGGGCAUUUCUGUAAACCAGUGGUAUUUUAUCUGUACAUUGUCUGUUUCCUUAAGCUUUUCAUGAGUGAGGCAUGCUAUUUCAAGAACUCUGGUGCACAAAAGUCUUUCACAAGGGACUGUGGGUAGACGAGAUAAUGCAGCAUGUGGCCAAACUACUGUCACAUGGGUUAGUUUUUUUUUUGUCCUCCCAACUGCACUCACUCAAUAUUAUUGUGAAUCACUGAUCCUCCACAGAAUCUGACUCCCACAUGCUGCCAUCCUCUAAUUCAUCUCUUUCUGACUCCCUCUGCUUUUUAACUGAGUUUUAUUUGACACCUGUAAGAAAACAGAGAUAAACCUUUAGCUACACUAAUUGGUGGACAAUUCUUUGCCUGGGAUUUGUUUUUGCUAACAAAAGUUUUAUUCUGUUGAGCACUAAAAUGGUAUUAUUAUGAUAAUCGGAUGAUACAGGAAUGAAACAUUUGUUUUAUAGUUUCCGGUGUGACGGUAAACCAGAUUAAACAGUCUUGCAUGCGAAUGAGAUGGAUUCGAGGAAUAUUACGUCACUGGCCACCUCACUUUGGACAAUUGGUGUCGCGGGGCAGCUCUUUACCGCUUCACAGCCAGCACCAGUGCUACUAUCCUCUCUAAAUGCAGCCAUCCCGGUAUCAUCAUCAUUUUGUUUCGGGAGCUUUCCCUUCCUGCCUCCAUCGUCUGGGUGGCGCCGAACCUGUAGGAGCCAACCCAGGGUCCGCUGACUCCCUGUCUGGGUCUCUGUGCUUCUCUCUGCCUCCUGUUUGCCUUGUCCGUCUCUAUGACACUUCAGCCAGUGAAGUUAGUUGCUGUUCCUCUGUACUUCUCAUCUGAUGAAUAAAGUAACCUUUUAAGGACA
This is a messenger RNA of Paramormyrops kingsleyae, 4483 nucleotides long. It is a transcript of the gene vezt, whose product is annotated as vezatin, adherens junctions transmembrane protein. Gene Ontology annotation, molecular function: myosin binding. Lineage: Eukaryota; Metazoa; Chordata; Actinopteri; Osteoglossiformes; Mormyridae. Gene Ontology annotation, biological process: cell-cell adhesion. Gene Ontology annotation, cellular component: plasma membrane. The record is from RefSeq and is a predicted model, not a curated record.